AUGGAAGUUGCUGGCCUCAAUGUGGCUUUGGCGAAAGAGGACCUCGAAGAGAGCUUUGAUAUUCACAUUAGCGAACUCGCUACACUCUUCGUCCGACACAAUGCUCACACAGUCUUGGGAAUCCACCUCAUUCACGGCCAUUUCGCCAUCCCCGAACAGACCGUUCUGCUAGGAACAAAUGCCACAUCCAUCCCAAGUAUUGACCUCGACAAUAUACAUGGGCAUAUCUUCAUCCUCACCAAGAAGGGGUUCUACCCUUACGAGUACCAAGUCGGUGUUAUGCCGGAUCUUUCUCAAGUCAGUAGCACCUUCCUCGUGGAGCUCGCCGGUUUCCUCUCUACGAAUGGACUGGAAGUAAUAGUUGGUCUUCAGGUCCUCGACGAGAGUUCAUACGGCGUGUUAAAACUCGUUCUUGGUCAAGGAACUACUAGCUGGAGGUUCGAAGUCGAGAAUAGUGAGCCGCGUGUUUGCUCCCAGUACGAGUCACACGGCCAAACAAGUACAGGGCAUGAAGUUUAUAACAAGGGUAGUCCGCAUCCGAAGCUCGGGACUUUCCAAGAUCUGAAGGACCUGCUAACGGAUGCUGGCAUUGUCACUAUUGCUUAG
Messenger RNA from Lasiosphaeria miniovina, 606 nucleotides. RefSeq lists its product as uncharacterized. The transcript has 4 exons. Lineage: Eukaryota; Fungi; Ascomycota; Sordariomycetes; Sordariales; Lasiosphaeriaceae. The record is from RefSeq and is a predicted model, not a curated record. Bases 1 to 606 code for a protein of 201 amino acids.